Molecule: messenger RNA, 2093 nt
Organism: Nicrophorus vespilloides
Lineage: Eukaryota; Metazoa; Arthropoda; Insecta; Coleoptera; Silphidae
Product: tyrosine-protein phosphatase non-receptor type 61F-like
Exons: 6
Coding region: 357-1853 (498 amino acids)
Biological process (GO): protein dephosphorylation
Molecular function (GO): protein tyrosine phosphatase activity
Source: RefSeq, a predicted model, not a curated record
CAUAAUUGAGUGUGGUGUCGUCUCGCUCGGUAGCGUGCAGAGCGCGAUCGACGCAUCUCUUUCCAAAGAUGGCGUGCUAACGUACACAGCUCGCGCAAGUGGCAUUUAUGGUUGCAGAGAGAGGUUGUGUUGAUGAUAAGCUCUCGGAUCGAGUAGAAAGUGAAUGAAAUCGAAUGCGUUAGAGUGGCGAUCCGGCGACCGAUCGGCGUAGGAUUAUUUAUUUUUUAUACACGUAUAUAUGCCUUUUUCGAGUGUUCACUGUUCGGACUGAGACUGAGAGAGCGGCGAAGGAAGAAGCUAUAGAAGAAGAAGUGAGAUCGGAGACAGGAGACAGGGAGCCCCGAGACAACGCUAAAAUGACGAACAACGGCAGCACAAGCAACAACAUCGAGACCGAAUAUCUGGAGUUGAACAGGAACCUGGGAUGGCCUCUACUUUACCAGAAAAUUCGCGCGAAGAGCGUAAGCAAUAAUUACACGCAGCUGGAAUCGGUGAAGCCGCAGAACAAACCUCUGAACAGGUACCGCGAUGUGAGCCCGUACGAUCACAGUCGGAUCGUCCUCAAGAAGGGUUCGACUGACUACAUAAACGCCAACCUGAUCUGCGUGAAGAAGGCGAAACGUCGUUACAUCCUUACGCAGGGUCCGCUCUGCAAUACGGUGAACCAUUUCUGGCUGAUGGUGUGGGAGCAGGGCAGCAAGGCCGUACUGAUGCUUAACAAACUGAUCGAGAAGAAGCAGGAGAAGUGCCACCAAUACUGGCCUUCGAAAACUGGUAGCGAACAUGCAAUGGUCAUGGAGAAUGUAGGACUCACGCUGGAGUACGUCGAGUACCACGACUACUCUUACUAUCUGACUAGAACGCUUAAGCUGACUGAUACAGAGAGCGGAGAGUCCAGGCAGAUCAUCCAGUUCCAUUACACAACCUGGCCAGAUUUCGGAGUGCCAAGCUCGCCCACGGCCUUCCUCGAAUUUCUGAAGAAGGUACGUGAUGCUGGAGCGUUGGAAGAGGACGUUGGACCGGCGAUAGUCCACUGUUCAGCCGGCAUCGGAAGAUCCGGCACGUUCUGCCUCGUCGAUUCCUGUUUAGUCUUGAUUGAGUCGUACGGUCAAAAUGCAGUCGACAUCAAGGAGAUCCUUUUGGAGCUGCGCCAUUACAGGAUGGGAUUGAUACAAACGAUCGAACAAUUGCGAUUUUCGUAUCAAGCUAUUAUCGAGGGUGCUAAGAAGCUAUCCGAGCCGUGCGAAGAUAAAGAGAAUUGCAAUUCCGAUCUGAUCGUGAGUAACAAUAUCGAGGAGGUGGUGGAAGCUCACAGUUCCGAUGAGGAGGAACCACCGCCUUUGCCGCCGCCACGCAUGGACAGUUUAAACAGGAAUUGCGGACCGCCCAUCGAUAGACCUCUUCCCAACAUACCCAACAGCACGUCGCUCAGCGACUUCAGCUACCCGGAGAGCGAUAGUGAGAAGGAGAGUUGCCCGAGCGGUCCGUUGCCCACUGUUCCUGGGGAAGAUGAGGAGGACGAGGACGACGAUACCAGCAGUGUGGAUGAGGUAGAAGAUGAGACUGAACUUGAUAAGAAACAGGAGGACGAUGAAGAUGUGGAGGAGGAAGAGGACGCUGUUUGUGAUACAAUUAUUAAUAAUAGAUGUGCGUCGCCUUCGGCCGAGCUACGACAAAGGAACCGGAUAGAGCGCAAAACUAAGCUUUCGGAUCAAGUGCGGGACAUGAAGAGGCGCCAGCAAGCUAACGAACAAUGGACGCAGUUGAAGAGGUCUCUUUACAAACCAUUCGUUGUAACCGGGGCUCUCGCCUUAACAGGCGGCCUCAUCGCAUAUCUAUACUUCAAAGCUUGAUUCAUUUUAUUAUUAUUAUUAUUAUUUUAUACGUAUUUAUAUAUAGAAACAAAAGAAAGACAGUACACAAGGGGGAAGGACUGCUAUUCAAAUAACCGUUCAUUAUCUCGACUAGCUUCAGUUUAAUCACAGCUAUGACAUAGACGUAAAAACACUUGCGUUAAUCUACGAAAUUUACAAACAAUAUUAUUAUUAUUAUUUGUUCAAAUUAUGUUAUGUUUAAUGUUCGGAAGAGUCAAG